AUGUGGACGUCCAUAUUCGUUCUCGGAUUAUUUCUUCGUUCUAGCGAAGCUCGCUUUCUGCGAAUCGGUGGCGAUGCACCAGUUUUCAAGAGUUUGGUGAUUCGUGCACCUCAAAUGGGCGUAUCUUUCAACGGGCUUCCAAGCGGAAGUGGUACCGGCUUAGUUUCCACACCUACCUCAUCAUCUACUACUUCUUCCUCGGUUUACUCAGAUGACGUAUCCUCGGACUCAAUGUUACCUGGUUAUUCGACAGCCAGUGCUAUCUCAUUCUCCUCGACAGUAAGCAUGUUGAGUGAUUCAUCCAGAACGGACAUAUACACUUCGAACUUGCAAAGCCUCUCUUCCCCAACAUCUCAAAGCGAGUUUCAACCACAGUCGUUUUCUUCGUCGUCGUUUUCUUCGUCGUCGUUUUCAAGACAAUUCGCUACCACCGAUUCCACAACAGCGCCCACAGCUCCACUACCAUCACCAACUCUUACACCUUCCACAAGCCAGUUGCAUUUCGACAGUCCCAUAGUCGUCACCACCGUAAUCAACAGCCAGACAAAUGUCCUAAUAGUCCCAUCUGGCACAGAUCAGGGGCCCCCCAUCACCGUCACCGAGACCGCAACUCUAGACCCCGAGACCCCGGAAGCUACAUCAAGCGCCGCAGCCGUGGCCAGCGCUAUAUCAAGCAGCCAUGAUAUCCUCAACCAAUAUUUCUCCAACGUGAUGGACCAUGGGCAAGGCCAAGCCGCCGACGACUCAUUCGAGAGCACCGCUACGAUCCUAGGUGUGCUUUACGCUAAACUUUCGAAAUCCUCAAAAUCCGGAGGUGGUGGUGGCGGCGGCGGCGGUUGCAAAAAGACUCUUUUCAGCCUUGUUGGAUGCGCUUUAAGCACUGUUAAAAAAGCGAGUUCGGCUGUCAAGGCUGGCGUGAAGGCCGGUCUGGAUGUGGCGACAAACCAGGAGAAGAUAACCCGGAUUAUCGAGGACGAGGCGGUCAGAGCCGGCCUGGAUGUUGGUAGUAAAGGUAUUGAUGCUAUUGCUGCCGCUGUGGCGGAAGCAGCACAAAGCCUGAAGGACGGACCGGAAGAUGAGCCCACGCCAUCAGAGAGCCCGCAGUCGACGUCUGAGCCUACAGAAAGCCGUGACAGCUCGAUAUCAUCGACAACGACGCCUUCUUCCACAUCUUCGUCGUUCGCAUCGUCUUCUUCAAGCUCGUCCAGCUCGUCCGGUUCUUCUUCUUCCUCCUCUUCUUCCAGUUCAUUCCACGAUUUCUGCGACGUUCUAGAUACGAGUAUGCCACCUUGUCCUACCUUUACUGGCAUCAACAAAAACACCAACAAUGAGCCAAGCGUGCUAUUCGAACUCACCAGCCUGACGUGGAUGACUGGCGGACCGACACCAAUGUCAACCGUAUCCUUGGACCUAUCAGCUCCAUCAGCGUCCUCAAUGAUAUCCACCUUUUCAGUAGCAUCAUCGCCGACAUAUUCGGCUUCAAGCUCAUACGUCUCUUCAGCUACGCCUGAGUCGCCUAGUUCUUCCAGAUCCAGUAACGAUGUUCAAGGCUCGGGUACUUUAUCAUCAGCAUCGUUUCCACAGUCUUCUUCAUCAUCCUCCUUUGCCUCCUCCUCUGCCUUCUCCCAGCCCAACACACCCUCGACAAGCACACCCGCCCUCCCCUCCAGCACAUUGGCAGUGCAGAACUCACCCACAUCAAUUCUCAAUCCCAUCACCUCGCCCCCGUCUACCUUCAACACUGUGACCAUAGCGCCUUCAGCAGCAUCGUCCAGCUUGUCAAUGCAUUGCGAGACCUACAUCGUGGACCAAAACCAGUGCAUCUGCACAGCCGCGGACGGAUCCGUUUUCGUAGACGAUCGAGACAAGUGCUAG
Molecule: messenger RNA, 1875 nt
Organism: Mytilinidion resinicola
Lineage: Eukaryota; Fungi; Ascomycota; Dothideomycetes; Mytilinidiales; Mytilinidiaceae
Exons: 2
Coding region: 1-1875 (624 amino acids)
Source: RefSeq, a predicted model, not a curated record